Prorocentrum cordatum is the source of this 1189-nucleotide messenger RNA. NCBI's taxonomy places the organism in Eukaryota, Dinophyceae, Prorocentrales, Prorocentraceae. The record is from the annotation of a GenBank genome assembly.
CGACUCCUUCCCCAGGGGUGCGUGUUCGUCCCGGAUCCAUUUUCAUAGCCCCAUGCCCGAUAGUGGCCCUGGAUGCCGAAAUCGAUGAAAAAUGCCCGGAUUGACCGGGCUGUGUGGCCGCCUCAAGGCGGAACAGGCUCGGCGGGACGCGGACGCGCUCGCGCCCAGCGGGCGCGCCGGCGCCGGCGGAGGCGGCUCUUCGGGAGGCCUCGCGGAGGGCGGCGGCCCUGCACCAGCGGAGGUGACAGCGCCGCCUGGUGGCGCUGGCGGGCUUUCUGCCAAGGUCUCGGCCUUGGGUCGUAGCGGAGAGGCCAGUGCCCCCGAGCUUUGCGGCGGGCUGCAGCGCGGCCUCCUCGGGCUGCACCGCGGGCCCUCGGAGCUCAGCUCGCGCAGGGCGGCGCAGCGCGGGCUGCCGGCGGCGGGGCUCCCGCGGCUGCCGGCCGCGCGCCUCUGGCCGCCCGCCGCGGGCCCGCCUGCGCCCGGUGGGGCGCAGCGGUGGCUGGCGAGGGGGCUGCGCCUGGACUCCCAGGACCGCGUCUGCGGCGGGGCCGGGGCGUCAACAGUGGAUGGCUCCCAUGGCCGUGGGUGGUGCGACCUCUUUUCCUUUGCCAGCCUGUGGGGGGCGGCGGCCAUGCGGCUCGGCACCCGCGAGUCGCCGCCGCAGCCGGCGGGGCUCCUGCGGGGGGUGCUACCGCCGGGGACCAACCCCGUGGCGGUGGGGGGCAUCGGCCUGGCAGUGCUUGCCGGACUGGCAGUAUGUUAUAGCGUUGGCAAUGUAGAGAUCACGGAGCACGCCUUGAACUACUCCAUGUUGACCAGAAAGGCGGAGCGCCGUGCGUACACGGCGGGGAGAUAUUGGAUUGGCCCUUUCAACUACUUCAUCAAGUUCCCUGCGAUACUGACCACCAUCCAGUUCUCCGACGCGAAGAUGCAGGCCGACCUCGCCCAGAGCGGAGAGGCGGAGCUGCGGAGCCGCACGCAGGACGGGCUGGACGUAUUCAUAGAGCUCUCGUUCCAGUACCAGCUGCAGUCCGUCAACUUGUAUGACCUGUACACGAACCUCGACGGUCAGCUCUCUGCAUGCCUCGUCACCACCAUGGCCUCCCAAGAUAUCCGACAUCGCUUUUUUUUCAGAAAGUGGCUCCCAAGAGGUCUGAACCCUUUCCCCGGGGCCCGUGUUCCACCCUGA